This is a messenger RNA of Botrytis sinoallii, 1236 nucleotides long. RefSeq lists its product as uncharacterized. The record is from RefSeq and is a predicted model, not a curated record. Bases 1 to 1236 code for a protein of 411 amino acids. NCBI's taxonomy places the organism in Eukaryota, Fungi, Ascomycota, Leotiomycetes, Helotiales, Sclerotiniaceae. The transcript is spliced from 4 exons.
AUGCAACCACGACAACCCAUGCUUCCAAGCAUUGCAAGUGAUUUACUCCAAAAGCAGGGAAGCAUGAACAACUCGAAUUUUUCAUGGACACAUUCAAAGGUUUCUAGCAGAAAGCGACCAUUCGAAGAAGAUGACGAUUUCUUUGCACCACCUUCUAAGAGACGUGAGUAUAGUGCAACACGACCGUUCGGACUCUACAAUGAGACCACUGCUGGGUCAGCAAGCCAGACACUUCAAGAUUCUCGCAAUAGAGUCUACCCCAGUGGCAACCGCAGCUUCACUCCUGCUGAUGGAUAUGUCGAGAUAAACAAUUCUAGAACUCCCGCAAACUCGGAUAUCUAUGCUGGAAUGGUUUACCAAGCAGCACCUUCAACACCGAGAGGACGUGCUGCGAUGAGCACACCUGGUUUGGUAAUUCAACAGAAGCCGGUCUCUACUCUUACUCGUGGCGCCAGUUCACCCAAUUCCGCUGUUGCUCCCAAUUACAGAUAUCGCCCACAAACCUCAACGCAACUUCCCCCACUUGCCACUCUAUUCACUGGUUUCAGAUCUCACGAAUCAUCACCUAGCUCGAACAAUAAUUAUUCCAUGGAGCCUCAAAACAAUGUUAACCAUGGCAAUAUUUUGAGCCAUCACCACAGCGUACCAUUCGCGCCGAAGUUUUUCACUCCCUCGAGGCCCGACAUGGCUCCAGAACAAAACUCGAAUGAAAACUCUCCCGUCGCAUCCCCCCAAGAGGAAGAUCCAAUCGACAGACAAGAAACAGAUUCCGCCACUCUUGCUGAAGAAACUCCUCGACAAUCCAUCGAGGCCCCUGAUAAUUUCGACAAUGAAUCAGUGGUCUCAUAUCAUCCCAGUGACAACGAUGACGAUGAAAAUCACAGCCAAUUAAUACAAACAACCAAAGAGCAAUCCGACAAAAACACAGAAUUACGCAAGGAAAUCCGCACACUCAAAGCACAAGCUUCCUCCCAAUUUGCGUAUUACAUUGAAAUGACUGAGAUGGCGCUUAAAGCAACCGAUCCAUCCCGGAUUGAUGAUGAAAAAAUCAAGCGCCUCAUUCAGCGAAGUGUGGAAGCAGGAAACAAGACUGCGGAUAAUGCCACUGUUAAUAACGCGGAUGUACUUGCGACUUUGCGGAGAGAAGUCACCGAACUUCAGAAUACAGUCCUCAAAAUGCAAAACGAGGCAUUGAUGAAGCAGGUUGAGGAGUUGCGCGCGCUCAGAGAUCUUUAG